AAGAGACCCUGGUUUUGAAGGGCGCCUGAUCAUGACAGGGGCCCACGGGAGUUGUCCAGCUGAGUUGGUAUCUGUUUAUGGCUUUAUGUGUAUGCUAGCCACGACUUGAACCCUCGAGUCCGAGUUGGGUUAAAAAUGUAACCAAAUAACACAAGCUCUUAUCUCUCUCUUAAUCUGAUCAACUGAUUCUGAGACGUUGUUGGGUGGCCCCCCAGCAAUAGCCAAGGAAAGCUCUCUUGAAGUCUAGAAGCCAAAGAUAGGUACCUUCAAAUGACAGGGGUCGAGGUGCCAGUUACAGCGCUCACAGCUCUAGCCUCCAGGUCACCCCCGCCCAGAAACCUCCACUUACGGCACCAUGCCGCGUGCGUCUCUUUGUCCCUCCCCCUCUCAUCAGCCAUUGCCCAUUGCCAUGCCAUGCCAUGUCAUGGAUUUGAAUGCAUUGUCUUUUGUCGUCACUAACACACAGAGAGAAUUGGUCAUCUUUGUAACUUUAUGAUCUGCUCUUUUCCCACUCCCAUCGCCAAGACGAGAGUUUUCAGACGCUUUUUCUUUUUCCUUUGUGAGAUCUAUCACUGAACUGAUUUGACUUUGCAGUCAGCCACACUGACAUCAACUUUCCUUAUACUCACGUCGUUUGCCUGGCAACUGAUACUGGCCUUCCUCUGGCUCUUCUUGCUACUCGAGUCUCUCAUAAAGCCCUGACCUAGGCCAUGUCAUAGUUUCUCUCUCUCUCUCACGUUUCCCUCGUCUCCGCGUACCACCAUCGGAGCUUCACUUCCUUUCUCUUCCUCCUCUUCUCCAAAAACAAAAAGAGAGUGACUAACCAACGGAUGAUCGGCCUAGACCAAAGGUGACGUCUUUGGUUUAUGUGACUUGUAUAUCUCCGAGUGACCCCAAGCCCAAACCCAAACCGAACCCAAGGUCACCUCACUCACACCUCAGCUCACCAACACCAACCUCUCGUUCUCUCUCUUUUAUCCUCCUCCUCCUCCUCCUCCUUCCUUCUCUCUCUCCCAUACUCUUCUCCAUUUACCUUUUUUUGGAGAAUUUUUGUUUUUGUACAGUCGCUCAAGAUGCGUCCUCCGCGCGUUUUUGUUCUUAUACUCUUUAUCGCAGCGUCUCUCCUCCUCUUCUGUCGCGCUAUAUCAUCCUCGCUUCGUACCGCAUACGCCGAUUACCCCGCUGGUAACUUCAGGUCCAGACAAAAGACUGACUCCAAGUCGUCUCAGUCUCGGUCGCAUGGUGAUGAUUCAGAAAAGUCUCCAAAGUCCGUUUGGAACUCCAUGUACUACAACACCCCAUUUUCAUUAUUUCCACCAAAUGCUGCCAUCAGCUUGACCGACGACAACAGCACUUCCUUUGCCGCCCGUCCCGCCGCUUUUGGUCCCAAGCUCGCUAUGCGAGGUCUAAGUGGUCAGUUAUGGGUGGGCAGUGGUUUCGCAGAGGAUGCUCUUAUACACGGUACCGGCGAAUUGGGCUGCAGCGACACACCAGGAUGGAACGAGAGAGCAGAGGCCAUUGCUCUGCACAAGGCCUUGAGGGCUGCUGUCCCUUCUAUUUCGACUUCCAGGUCCAGCACUUCUGUCCGUGCUAAGCGAAGCCGAGUCGUUAUCCCCAACGCUGGCAAUGGUCACACCACCUCCAGCCAUGUCUCUGUCAUGCAUGACCAUUCCGAAAUCGACGGCAAAGUGGCGCUACUAAUGCGAGGCGGUUGCGGUUUUCUCGACAAAGUAAUGUGGGCGCAGCGAAGAGGCGCUCUCGCCGUCAUUGUUGGCGAUAACCAGAAAGGCGGCCCUCUUAUUCAGAUGUUUGCGCAUGGCCCUGAAGUUGAUAAUGUCACCAUCCCAUCCGUCUUCACUGCUCGCACGACCGCGCAGCUGCUGUCUGCGCUAACGCAACCAGGGAGCUUCAUUGAAGAUACAUUAGACAACCAAGGCAAUCCUGUUCUUAGAGUUCAAAGAGGUCCCAAGUCGAGGAAGCACAGUAAACAAGGCGUCAAGUCCACGGUUACCGCCUCGACCCACGAUAGACGAUCUGCCGACGACAGCCACAGCCAAAUUGAAGAACGAUCUACCAAACCAACUAAUAAAAAGCGAAAGACAGCGCUGAGAUAUUCCAGGAAAACAUUCACCAAGAAAAACAAGGCUGUCAGAGGGUCACCCAAAGAAAUUCGAAGCCCCCUCUUAUCUGAGGAUAACUACGACGAUUGGAAGCAUCCUGAAUCCAGAAGGUUUAAGCCUGUUAUUCCAUCAAAGACUUCCCUUGUUCGCGAUCGCACAAGCGACGACGAUCCUGAACCCGAUGAGGAAGAAAUUCUGGUUGAAUUCUUGACAGAAGAUGAGGAUAACGUGCUCGACUUUUCCCACGAACGCAGCGAAGAGGGACAUGACGAGCCCGGUAAAGCUGACGAUGACGCACACGAUGGACUUUGGGUCACCAUCACUCCCACGAGUAAUGCUAGCCCGUUUUUCGAUACGCUUCUCGUACUGGUCGUCAGCCCGCUAGUCACUCUGAGUUUCGUAUACGCCCUUUUGAUUCUUCGCGCUAGAAUCCGCCGAAGGCGCUGGAGAGCCCCAAAGUCAGUCGUUGAACGCCUACCCGUGCGCACCUUCCACACAGUCGCUCCCUCGCCGCCUUUGACACCGAGAACUCCUUCACCGUCCGCUCCGACACCAACCACUCCUCUACUACAGGAAUCUCCCUCACGGGCACGACCUCGGUCGAGGGGCUCAGCGGGUACUCCUGAAGAAGAAACGCGAUCCAGUGACGCCAUAUCAACACCUUCAAAUCCAACCAGGAACAAUGCUCGAUCUGAGCGCGAGAAGGGCUCUGGUGGGUUUUCUGCUGAGUGGAAAAAGUACAUGGGUCGUCAAGUCGAAUGUGUGGUGUGUCUUGAAGAAUACGUCGACGGCGUGAGCCAGGUCAUGAGCCUCCCGUGCGGUCACGAGUUUCACGUAGAGUGCAUUACUCCCUGGUUGACGACUCGCCGACGAACUUGCCCCAUCUGCAAGGGCGACGUGGUUCGAUCUCUUGCUCAUGGCUCAUCAUCUGAGCCGCAUUAUGAACCAUAUCGCGACGAUGCAAGUGAUGACGAUGAUGACGAUGACGAUGGAACUAUUGCGGAGGGCUCUGGCUCUCGUUCUGAUGACCGUGAAUCCGAUCUUGAACAAGGGUUGCUUACCAACGAAACCCGAACUUCGCGAUGGAGUCGACACGAUGGUUGGCUCAGUAUUUUCUCCAGUGGCCUUGGCAGGGCAAGGUCCCCCUCUCCCGAGGAUCGUAGCCGAUGAUGCUACAGAUACCCUGCUUUAUAUGGGCGCCGAGCCAUAUGACAUAACGUUUUGUUUGUAUACCUUUGGAGUUUUCUGGUUAUUAUUUGGCGCAAUGGAUGGAUAGCUAGCGCACUGGGAUACAGAGCACAGCAUGGAUUACUGGGACUUUAGAAUAUCACAUAUUUGAAUUUGGUUAUAGUCAAUGGAUCGCGCAAUGAUUGGUGUCACGACACUUGCGCUGGGGUAGGAAUAGAUAUGGUAUACCCUCAUGGUCGGCUGUUGCAUGUACUUUACGGACCAUCAUGAAUAAAUAGCAAUUCACAUCGCUUCUUAGUUUUCCUGUUGUUUUGUGAGGUUACAUAUUUGCAGGGAUUGAGAUAAUGCUGAACGCCAAACAAAUACCAUUGUCUAUUUUUAUCUUUAUAUAACCGAAUUGUUUUUUAAAAUCCCCUGUACCCUGUACCUUCAGAUGUAUCCCUUGAGAAUGGCGGCCUCUGCGUUCAAUAUCGACGAACCAGCAGCACCAAUAACGGCUGGAACAGUCAGUCUGAGAUAAGUCCUCAGAGGGGAAGUUGUAAGACUCACUGUUAUGGCUCAGGGCAGUAAACUUAAUGUCAAAAAUGCCAGCCUCAUCCUCGCGAACACGGCCGACGCUGACAGUGUAUCCACGGCCAAGGUCACGGUCCAGACGGGGCUGAGGACGAUCAGGCUCAUCGUCGCCAAAGACCUUGAUAGCAGGCUCAGGUGCAGAAGGGCAUCCGAGGGCUUGAGCCUCACUCUUGUAAUCUCGGAGAGCCUUGCGAACCUCCUCAGCUGAAGGAGCAGGCUUGCGCUCGAAGCUCAAGCUAACACAUGCAGUGUGGCCGUCCAUGACUGGAACACGGUUGCAAGUGGCAGAGACACGAAGCCCCUCUUGCUCAAUGAAAGCAGUUCCCUUGUCGUCAAUGCGACCGAGAAUCUUGCGGGCCUCAGUCUCGAGCUUGUCCUCCUCGCCAGAGAUGAAGGGGACAAUGUUAUCGAUGAUGUCCAUGCUGGAGACUCCAGGGUAACCGGCACCAGAAACGGCCUGCAGAGUAACAAUGGAGACGGUAGAGAUAGGUCCGAAAGCGGCUUGGAGAGCGGCGAAGGGAAUAACGAGACCAAUGACAGCGCAGUUGGAGUUGCACACGAGGAAACCCUUGUUGAGAGAGCGAACAGAGCGCUGAUGAGGGAUGAGGUCGAGAUGGGGGAGGUUGACGGUGGGAACGACGAGAGGCACGAGAGGAUCGCGACGGUAGUUCUUUGCGUUAGAGAAGACAGGAAUAUCGGCCUUGAUGAACUCGAGCUCUGUAGACACAUAAAGUUAGUGAUCAGUUAUUGCUGAUACGUGACAGAGAGGGAUAUACCAAUAUCGCCAGCGACGUCAGAGUCAAGGCCACUGAAGACAACAUCACAGUCCUUGAACUCCUCAGCCUUGCAUUCUCUCACAACCAUCUCGGCAAUAUCGCCCAUGGGCGCGGCCUGCUUCCAUCGGACGGCAUCCUUGUACUUCUUGCCGGCAGAGCGAGAUGAGGCGCCGAUGGCAUGGAGGGUGAGGUAUGGGUGCUGAGCGAGGAGGAGGAUGAAGCGCUGGCCUACAGAGCCAGUGGCGCCGAGAACACCUAUAUAUGAAUUAGCAUUUGAUGUUUGAUACGUGUGUAGAGGUGGACAUGAGAAGAGAUAGUGGUGCGAAAUCGGAUGGAGGGGGAGUAUUGACGGCGACAUACCGCACUUCUUGGUAGGGAAUUGAGAAGCCAUUGUCGGUGUAUAUAUGUUAUAGAAUCAAUGAGAGACUCUUGACGGGGGAGAGGUCAAGAGACUCAGUCAAAGAUACGUUGGGAGGUUGCUGAUGUUUAAAUUUUGGCGUUGAAGCGAGUGAGUCUAAUG
Messenger RNA from Fusarium odoratissimum NRRL 54006, 5177 nucleotides. RefSeq lists its product as uncharacterized. The transcript has 2 exons. Gene Ontology annotation, molecular function: zinc ion binding. Bases 1074 to 3290 code for a protein of 738 amino acids. Lineage: Eukaryota; Fungi; Ascomycota; Sordariomycetes; Hypocreales; Nectriaceae. The record is from RefSeq and is a predicted model, not a curated record.